Carassius carassius (crucian carp) is the source of this 3583-nucleotide messenger RNA. Its product is annotated as zinc finger SWIM domain-containing protein 5-like. The record is from RefSeq and is a predicted model, not a curated record. Gene Ontology annotation, cellular component: Cul2-RING ubiquitin ligase complex. Bases 71 to 3526 code for a protein of 1151 amino acids. The transcript has 14 exons. NCBI's taxonomy places the organism in Eukaryota, Metazoa, Chordata, Actinopteri, Cypriniformes, Cyprinidae.
CCGUUGUGCGGUGCCUCCGUCUGUGCGCUUCUAGAGCCACGGUCCUCACUUCAGUGUUUAUUUGGUUGUCAUGGCGGAGGGACGUGCAGAGCUAUUGCCUCGGCCGCCGCUUCACCUCUCCUUACCCCCAGCCAGCAAGCGUCCGUGCUUGCGUCCCGCUCCUCGAGGACCGGGUCCGGGGCCUGGGCCGGGAUUUCCGAACUCUCGUUUCCGUUGCCCGGAAUCUCUACUGGACUGCGCUGCGAAGGCCGUAGCGGAGAAAUGGGCCUUCGAGAGGGUGGAGGAGCGCUUCGAGCGGAUCCCGGAACCGGUUCAGCGCCGUAUCGUGUAUUGGUCGUUCCCGAGGAACGAAAGGGAAAUAUGUAUGUAUUCGUCGUUUCAGUGCCGAGUGGCGGGGGAAGAAGGCCCGGUAGUUGGCUCGAGCUCGUCCGUUGGAUCUGGUACAGUCCCCGGAGGGGUUACUAAUACAACAGUCAGCGCAGGGACGGGGGUUACCGGAGAUGGACUGCCUUUUCGCCGGGGAAUCCGGCUUUUGGAAACCGGUUGUGUGGACAACGUCUUACAAGUCGGUUUCCACCUCAGUGGCACAGUCACAGAGCCGGCAACACAAUCCGAGCCUGAGACGACGCAUAAGGUGGCCAUCAGCUUCGACCGCUGUAAGAUCACGUCAGUAACAUGUGGCUGUGGCAACCGAGACAUCUUCUAUUGCGCACACGUGGUGGCGCUGUCCUUAUACCGCAUCCGCAAACCCGAGCAAGUCAAACUGCGGCUGCCCAUCUCAGAGACACUCUUCCAGAUGAACAGAGACCAGCUGCAAAAGCUGGUGCAGUACCUUAUCACAGCCCACCACACAGAAGUACUGCCCACCGCCCAAAAACUGGCAGAUGAAAUCCUGUCCUCCAAUUCUGAGAUCAACCAAGUACAUGGGGCCCCGGAUCCCACAGCAGGUGCCAGUAUUGAUGAUGAGAACUGCUGGCACCUGGACGAGGAGCAAGUGAGGGAACAGGUCAAGCAGUUCCUCUCUCAGGGAGGAUACUAUGGCUCAGGCAAGCAGCUCAACUCCAUGUUUGCCAAGGUGAGGGAAAUGCUGAGGAUGCGUGACUCAAACGGGGCUCGGAUGCUCACGCUCAUCACGGAGCAGUUCAUGGCUGACCCGCGCCUAUCUCUAUGGCGACAACAGGGCACGGGCAUGACCGACAAAUGCCGACAACUCUGGGAUGAGCUGGGUGCAUUGUGGGUGUGUAUCGUGCUGAACCCGCACUGUAAAAGUGAAGAGAAGAGCGGCUGGCUGAGACAGCUGAAGAAAUGGGGAGACAUGGACAUCUGCCCUCUAGAGGAUGGCAAUUACGGCAGCGAGCUGCCCAACAUCACCAAUGCUCUGCCACAGAGCAACCUGGCUCAGGACUCACUGGCCCGGCCUAGAAGAACGGUGUUCACGAGAGCAAUGGAGGCCUGUGACCUGCAUUGGCAGGACAGUCACUUGCAGAGAAUCAUCAGUAGUGACUUCUACAUGUCCCCGGCUUACCAGAGAGAGGGAGAGAGCCUGCUCUUCAACCCCCAGGGCCUGCCACUGUGGCUGGAUCACGUGCCUACAGCAUGCGCCAGGGUGGAUGCUCUGCGUUCCCAUGGUUACCCCAGAGAAGCCUUGCGACUGGCUGUUGCCAUAAUCAACACCCUCCGGCUCCAACAGCAACGGCAAUUAGACAUAUACAAGCAUCAGAAGAAAGAACUGCUGCAGAGGGGAAUGACCAACACCACCAAUCUGGAGGGCUGGGUAGGCCACCCCCUCGACCCCAUUGGCUGCCUUUUCGCCACUCUCACAGAGACGUGUCGAGUGGAGGAUGACAAUACCAUGGAUACCGGAGAUUCCGGUGAGCCCAAGCCUCCAGUGUACCAGCAUGUACCAGUGUGGGGAUGUCCAGAUGGAGGAGAGUCGUACCUGGCACUGGCCCUAGAGGUGGCGCUGAUGGGUAUGGGGCAGCAACGGCUAAUGCCCGAGGGCCUUUACGCACAGGACAAGGUGUGCCGGAACGAGGAACAAAUUGUAGCCAAGCUGCAAGAGAUGGAGCUGGAUGACAUAUUAGUGCAGACACUCCGCAAACAAGCCAUCCUCCUUUUAGAAGGUGGUCCCUUCAGUGGUCUGGGGGAGGUCAUCCAAAGAGAGAGUGUUCCCAUGCACACGUUUGCCAAGUACCUCUUCACUGCUCUCCUGCCACACGACACAGACCUGGCGUACAAACUGGGUCUCCGUGCAAUGAGGCUUCCAGUACUGGAGUCCACGGCUCCCUCAGGUGACGGAGGACACCCUCACCAUGGCAUCUCCAUAGUGCCCAGCAGAUAUCCACGCUGGUUUACACUGGGCCACCUGGAGUCUCAGCAGUGUGAACUGGCCUCCACCAUGCUUACUGCUGCUAAGGGUGACAUGUUGAGAUUGCGGACUGUUUUGGAGGCUAUUCAGAAGCACAUCCACUCCUCUUCCCUUAUCUUCAAACUGGCCCAGGAUGCCUUUAAGAUCGCUACUCCUGCAGAUAACCCUCCUGAUAUCACACUGCUAAAUGUAGCACUGGAGCUCGGUCUUCAGGUGAUGAGGAUGACUCUGUCCACUCUCAACUGGAGGCGGCGAGAGAUGGUUCGCUGGCUUGUCACAUGUGCUACUGAAGUCGGUCUGAGAGCUUUGGUUAGCAUAUUGCAGAGCUGGUACACUCUCUUCACCCCCACCGAAGCCACCAGCAUAGUGGCAGCCACAGUAAUGUCCCACAACACCAUCCUGCGCCUGAGCCUCGACUACCCACAGCGGGAGGAGCUCGCCAGCUGCGCACGCACCCUGGCCCUGCAGUGCGCCAUGAAGGACCCUCAAAACUGCGCCCUGUCCGCCCUCACCCUCUGCGAGAAGGACCACAUCGCCUUCGAGACAGCUUACCAGAUAGUCAUCGACGCCGCCUCCACGGGCAUGACCUACUCUCAGCUCUUCACCAUUGCCCGCUACAUGGAGCACCGCGGCUACCCCCUUCGAGCUUUCAAACUGGCGUCUCUCGCCAUGACCCACUUGAACCUGGCCUACAACCAAGACACGCAUCCGGCCAUCAAUGAUGUGCUGUGGGCUUGUGCGCUCAGCCACUCGCUGGGCAAGAACGAGCUGGCCGCCAUCAUCCCUCUGGUGGUUAAGAGCGUUCACUGCGCCACGGUGCUCUCGGACAUUUUGCGGCGCUGCACCAUGACGGCCCCCGGCCUGGCCGGCAUCCCUGGCAGACGCAACUCGGGCAAGCUUAUGAGCACUGACAAAGCCCCGUUGAGACAGUUACUGGACGCCACCAUCAGCGCCUACAUCAACACCACCCACUCCCGCCUCACGCACAUCAGCCCGCGCCACUACGGAGAGUUCAUAGAGUUCCUUAGUAAGGCGCGCGAGACCUUUCUUUUGGCCCAAGAUGGCCACAUUCAGUUCGCCCAGUUUAUAGACAACCUCAAACAGAUCUAUAAGGGCAAGAAGAAACUCAUGAUGUUGGUACGGGAACGUUUCGGUUGAACCUCGCUUGAUUGCAGGGGAAAUUGUUCUUCUUUCAAUCUUCUAUCUAUUUUAUUC